Striga asiatica is the source of this 1474-nucleotide messenger RNA. The record is from the annotation of a GenBank genome assembly. NCBI's taxonomy places the organism in Eukaryota, Viridiplantae, Streptophyta, Magnoliopsida, Lamiales, Orobanchaceae.
AAUAAGUGCACCCUUUACUAACAACAAUAUUACAAUUAAGAAUGGGUAGUUUGGUUUGUUUGGGAAGCCUAAUUAACAACAAUGUUGUUAAUCCCAUCUCCAGAGACACUAUCGGCAAAGUCAUAACCUGCAAAGCGGCUGUUGCAUAUGGGCCGGGAGAGGCGUUGGUAGUUGAGGAGAUUGAAGUCGAAGUUCCUCAGGCUAUGGAAGUCAGAAUUAGGGUGCUUUUCACCUCUAUUUGUCACACUGAUCUUAGUGCUUGGGAAGGCCAGAACGAAGCUCAUAAGAUGUUCCCUCGAAUCCUCGGCCACGAAGCUUCCGGAUUAGUGGAGAGCGUGGGCCCCGGCGUGACGGACAUCGGUAUAGGAGACCAUGUCGUGCCCAUAUUCAACGGCGAAUGCGGAGACUGCGCGCAGUGCAAGUCGCCCAAGACCAACAUGUGCCGCAAAUUCAGGGUCGACCCGCUCAAGGGCACGAUGGUCAAUGACGGCAAGUCCAGGUUUCGAACCAAAAAUGGGUCGAAGCCCAUCUACCACUUUUUAAACACGUCGACUUUUACCGAGUACACUGUGCUCGACUCUGCCUGCGUCGUCAAGAUCCACUCGGACGCGCCACUUGGCAAAAUGUCACUGCUUAGCUGUGGACUCUCAACUGGCCUAGGGGCAGCGUGGAAUACAGCUGAUAUUCGGGCGGGCGCAACUGUGGCUGUUUUCGGCCUCGGAGCUGUGGGAUUGGCUGUAAGUGAAGCAAUCGGGAUCACAGACUUCAUAAAUCCCAAGGAGCUGGUCAAGCCAGUGCACGAGAUCAUAAGUGAAAUGACCGAAGGAGGUGUGGAUUAUAGCUUCGAGUGUGUAGGAAAUUUGGACGUCCUUCGAGAGGCCUUUUUGUCCACACACGAUGGUUGGGGUUUAACAGUAAUCUUAGGGAUACAUCAAACACCAAAUCUGCUUCCCCUCCACCCAAUGGAGCUGUUUAGUGGCAGAAGAAUUGUGGGCUCUGUUUUUGGUGACUUCAAAGGGAAAUCCCAACUUCCUCAUUUGGUGGUGAAGUUGGAUGAAUUUAUAACUCAUGAGAUGCCAUUUGAAAACAUCAAUGAAGCCAUGCAGCUACUCAGAGAUGGCAAAUCUUUGAGAUGCCUUCUUCACCUUUGAGUCUUUGACCAAAUGCAGGAAGAUAUGCAUAUGUUUUUUUCCCAAUAAAGUUUCUUGCAUAAUAUGUUACUCCCAAGAUUUUCAGCCUUGAUGUUUCAUAUUCAGAUCCCAUGUAAUUAAGCAAAUAAUGUACUUGAUGAAAGACUCACAAAGACAAAUUACAUUAUUGUAUCCUAUUACCACAUAUUCCUAAAUUUUAUUUUUACUAAAAGGAAAAUCUGUGCUCAUUGUGAACAACAAAUGCAGAUUUGUGAACAAGAAAUGUGUACCGACUUCAGGUAUUAGAAGCGUAAUAUAUAAUAGCAGAAAAGAUAUGCUCCGAC